CUUGAUUGAUUUGAUAUUGUGAAAUUAUUUGAUUUAAUAGUUCGUCUUCGUUCAAAGCAAUUACAAAAUGGGUAAACGCCAACACCAGAAGGAUAAAAUGUAUAUAACAUACACCGAAUGGACUACUCUAUAUGGUGGAAAAAGAUCAGGCACGUCUGUUGAGGAGGAUACUACUUUUAAGAGGCUCCCAUAUGAUCAUUGUUGCCUCUGUCUGCAGACUUUCGAUGAUCCGUAUUGUGAUGCAGAUGGUAAUAUUUUCGAACUACAAGCUAUUAUUGAGUUCUUGAAGAAGUUUAAAGUGAACCCUGUGACUGGUAAGAAAUUUGACAUUAAAUCACUGAUAAAAUUGAACUUCUUCAAAAAUGCUCAAGGUGACUACCAUUGUCCAGUUUUAUUUAAACCAUUUACUAAAAACUCACACAUUGUGGCAAUUGGCACAAGUGGCAAUGUGUUCUCCUAUGAAGCUGUGGAACAGCUUAAUAUCAAAGGCAAGAAUUGGAAGGACCUCAUUAAUGAUACUCCAUUUGCAAGAAGUGACAUUAUCACAAUACAGGACCCAAACAACCUGAACAAAUUUAACAUAUCAAAAUUUCAUCAUGUCAAGAACAAUUUGAGAGUAGAGACAGAAGAGGAAAUUGCAAUGAAAAAGGAUCCUCAUGCCAGAUUGAAAACGGUAUCUGCUGAAACUAAAGACAUUUUAAAUGAACUAGAAAAGGAGUAUAAAGCACCAGAAAAACAGGAAAAAAAGAAAGAGGUUGCAGACAAAUUCAAUGCCGCACAUUAUUCCACUGGAAUGGUGGCUGCCAGCUUCACAUCUACUGCUAUGGUACCUGAGACUGUUCAUGAAGCUGCAAUAGUUUGUGAAGAUGAAGUCAAAUAUGAGAGAGUGAAGAAAAAAGGAUAUGUGAGGCUGGUGACGAAUGUGGGUCCACUUAAUUUUGAGCUGUACUGUGACGCCACACCAAAGGCAUCUGACAAUUUCAUAAAGCACUGCCAUAAUGGAUACUACAAUGGCACUAAGUUUCACAGAUCGAUACGAAACUUCAUGAUACAAGGUGGCGACCCCACAGGCACAGGAGUAGGUGGCGAAUCAAUCUGGAAUAAACCAUUUGAGGAUGAAAUCAGACCAAAUCUACAUCAUACCGGACGCGGAGUUCUUUCUAUGGCCAAUUCUGGACCUAACACUAAUGGAUCACAGUUUUUCAUAACAUUUCGCUCCUGCAAACAAUUAGACGGCAAGCAUACAAUAUUUGGCAAACUGGUUGGUGGACUGGACACAUUGAAUGCAAUGGAGCAAAUAGAAGUUGAUAAUAAGGAUAGGCCGAUUCAAGACAUUGUUAUUGAAGUAGCCCAAGUAUUUGUGGACCCAUUCAGUGAAGCUGAAGAACAGUUAGCUAUAGAAAGAGCAGAAGAGUUGAAAAGACAGGCUGAAGCAGAUGGCCCUGGUGUAAAACCUAAAAAAGCAACAAAACAGCCUCUCAAAGUAUUCAGAGAUGGUGUUGGAAAGUACUUAAAUUUACAAGAAGUGCCAACAUCCAGCAAAACAGUUAAAACUCAGGAUGUACCAAUGAAGAAACCUAAAAAAGAUCCUAAUUAUAAAUUUGGAAGCUUUGACUCAUGGUAGUUUAUGUAGAGAAUAA
Achroia grisella is the source of this 1640-nucleotide messenger RNA. Its product is annotated as RING-type E3 ubiquitin-protein ligase PPIL2. Gene Ontology annotation, biological process: protein polyubiquitination; protein peptidyl-prolyl isomerization; protein folding. Bases 68 to 1624 code for a protein of 518 amino acids. NCBI's taxonomy places the organism in Eukaryota, Metazoa, Arthropoda, Insecta, Lepidoptera, Pyralidae. Gene Ontology annotation, cellular component: catalytic step 2 spliceosome. The transcript is spliced from 10 exons. The record is from RefSeq and is a predicted model, not a curated record. Gene Ontology annotation, molecular function: ubiquitin-ubiquitin ligase activity; peptidyl-prolyl cis-trans isomerase activity.